CACCAAGAGCAUUCCGAAAGUGCCGGAGCAGCCAGUGGUCGUGGCACGUGAGCACCCUGCUAGUCACGUGCUUUUCCAACUCCCACUGACUCUCAGACGAGUAUUGGAAAAUUCGGAGAGAAAACUCUUGCCACAUCGAGUCCGGUGAUCAGUGCGAGGAGAGCGAUUAAGAGAAUCGGGGACCGCUUUUUUCGACGUCGAAAAACACCUGUUAUUUUUUGGGUGAUCGGAACUGGUUAUUUUUUUUGGUAACAGAGACACGAAAAAAAAUGGAAGUUUGUUCUCGGAGAGGCAGAUUGGUGCUUCUGACUGGUGUUAUCUUGUGGAGUAUCGGCUGUGUUCAGGCGGCAUUUAUGAAUUAUGACCGAAAACUGAGCGUGAAAAUGCAGUCUACGCUGUCUCCCGAUCCUCCUUCUGACGUCGGGAUCCUGUUGAAGGAGCUGACCCCUCGUCGAAGACUACGUGAGGAGCAUGUCUUGCUCACUAUUGAUUUCCCGGGAACCCAGCACGAGUUCACCCUUGUUCUGGAGAGAAUAAGGGGCAGAGUUACCAUUGCGACAAAGGAAUGGGGUCGAGUACGUCUUCAACACCUACCCGUGAAAGGACUGAGUGAAAGAAGUUAUCACAAGGGUUUGUUCUUACAUGUGACGCCCAGUACUCCGGAUGGUAUGUCCCGAAUGCAGAUAUACCUGGACUGUAAAUGGCAAGGAUACUUCAUGAUGCCGCUAUCACUAUAUCAAAUGGCGAAGGAGGCAGCUGGAAACAAACUACGAGCGGAGCGUGAUCGAAAAGUGAAAGUACAAGUGAUUAAAAACUCAAGCCUGCAAAGAGCUCUCGAAGAAGCCAAUUGUCCGCCUGCAGAUGCUCAGGCCAUUCAACCAACUGCCGAAUUCUAUGGAAUCAAUGGAGAAACUGAUCAUCUGUUACGUUCUUUGGCUGAAUUAACAUCUGUACUAAAAGAAAUGCGAAGAUAUAUGGAUAUGCAGACACGAGAGACUAAACUCUUGCGAGAUACUCUGGAGAGAUGUGACAUGUGCCGCGCUCAUAAGCACUGUAAAGACAACCCAUGCUUUCCCGGAGUCCAAUGUGCGGACACAUCUGACGGUUUCCGCUGUGGUGCUUGCCCAAGAGGGUACGCUGGAGACGGCAUUACCUGCAAACAGGUCAUCACUUGCAAUGACAGGCCAUGUUUCGAAGGAGUACGAUGCUAUGAUGUAGAGAAUGGCUACCGCUGUGGACCUUGCCCACCCGGUUAUACAGGAAAUGGAGUGACCUGCAAACCAGCCAACCGUUGUGCAGAGAAUCCAUGCUUUUCUGGUGUGCAAUGUGUCAACAUCGAUACACCCCCAGGAUAUAUCUGCGGUCCCUGCCCACCAGGUUUCUCAGGAAACGGAACUUAUUGCGAAGAUAUUGAUGAGUGUGAACUAGCGAGACCUUGCCAUCCACAUACCUCGUGCCUGAACAUAGCUCCAGGGUUUCGAUGUGGACAGUGCCCACCAGGCUAUACAGGCAGAGACGUCCAAGGCGUAGGAUUGGAAUAUGCACGGUCCGUCAGACAGCUUUGUCUUGAUAUUAAUGAAUGCGACAAUGGACAAAAUGGAGGAUGUGUAGAAAAUUCCCAAUGCAUUAACGUUAUGGGCUCUUUCAAGUGUGGUGAAUGCAUUGAAGGAUUUGUAGGGAAUCAAACACACGGUUGUCAUCCUCACCCGGGUAUGUGCCCCGAUGGAACUAUCUGCGACGGAAAUGCCGAGUGUGAACUCCGAAGAGGACUCAGCAAGUAUCAAUGCCGAUGCCGUGUUGGAUGGGCUGGAGAUGGCAAAACUUGUGGCCCAGAUCGGGAUUUGGAUGGUUGGCCUGAUGUAGAUCUAUCCUGCUCAAGUCCUAGAUGCAAAGCUGAUAACUGCCCGAACAUCCCGAAUAGUGGUCAAGAAGACGCGGAUCGAGAUGGAAUCGGCGAUGCCUGCGAUGAAGAUGCGGAUAACGAUGGAAUCAUCAACAAUCCGGACAACUGCCCGCUCGUUCCGAAUCCUAAUCAGGAAGAUAAUGAUGUCGAUGGACCUGACAGGCUGGGGGAUGUGUGUGACAACUGCCCGACGAUCCCGAAUUCAGACCAGCUAGAUUCGGACGGGGACGGAGUGGGGGAUGCCUGCGACGAUGAUGCUGAUGAUGACGGUAUUCCGACUGCCGUUGACAACUGCCCACAUAUUGCCAAUGGAGAUCAACAGGAUUCUGAUGACGAUGGGGUUGGAGAUGCUUGUGACAAUUGUCCAUCCGUCGCCAAUCCAACACAGCUUGAUUCUGAUAAGGAUAAUAUUGGGGACGAUUGUGAUAGUAAUAUUGACAGAGACCAAGAUGGAAUUCAAGACAAUGUAGAUAAUUGCCCGGAUAUUCCCAACAGCGACCAAUUAGAUACAGAUGAUGACAGAAAAGGCGAUGUUUGCGAUUUUGACAAAGAUAACGAUGGGGUGCCAGAUAACAAGGACAACUGUCCAUUGGUAUUUAAUCCGGAUCAACAGGACACUAACAGGACCGGGGUCGGCGACAUCUGCCGGGAUGAUUUCGACGGAGACAACGUGCCGGACCAUCUGGAUGUUUGUCCUGACAACAGGAAGGUGUACGCAACGGAUUUCAGAGCUUACCAGACGAUCGUUCUGGAUCCGGAAGGCGAUUCGCAGAUUGAUCCUCAUUGGGUUAUUUACAACAAGGGAGCUGAAAUCGUACAAACGAUGAAUAGCGAUCCUGGACUUGCUGUUGGUUUCCACGCUUUUGGUGGAGUAGACUUCGAAGGCACAUUUUUUGUGGAUACUGAAAUCGAUGAUGAUUACGUAGGAUUCAUUUUCAGUUAUCAAGACAAUGCUAAUUUCUAUGUCGUCAUGUGGAAGAAAAGCACCCAGACUUAUUGGCAAGCAACUCCUUUCCGUGCUGUUGCAGAACCUGGAAUUCAGCUGAAGCUGGUCACUUCUUCCACAGGCCCUGGACAAAUGCUUCGAAAUUCGCUAUGGCACACGGGCGACACUGAUAAGCAGGUUAAGUUGUUAUGGAAAGAUCCUAGAAAUGUUGGUUGGAAAGAAAAGGUUGCUUAUAGAUGGUUACUUUUGCACAGACCACAAAUUGGAUUAAUCAGACUGCGAAUAUUUGAAGGUGAGAAUAUGGUGGCUGACUCGGGAAAUAUAUUUGAUAACAGACUGAAAGGUGGACGACUGGGUGUAUUCUGUUUUUCACAAGAAUCAAUCAUUUGGUCUGAUUUAGUCUACAGAUGUAAUGAGGCUGUUCCUGCUGCUGUAUAUUAUGAUUUACCGAAGCUUUUACAAGGAGAAGUGGACAUUGAUACCACAAGACCAUCUGACAUUGUUCAAGUAGGUAGACGUACAGCUGCACUCACAGCUUUUACAGAGAAGAACAAGAAAAAGUACAGAAGUGUGAGACAUGGGAGGUAAACUCCAAAUAAUUGAAAAAAAAAAAUCCCGUUUAAGCAAGAUCGGUGUUGUAUAAAGAAAGAUAUCACUUUUGUUCAUGGGCAGCUUAAAAAUUUUGAGGGGAAAAAAAGAAAAGGAAAGUGCUGAAUUUCAUUAAUUUUCAAAUGACCUGCAAGACAAGGUAGUAAUACAAAAUGCUGGAAUCCAUAAAGUGAAGAAAAAUAUGCUAAAAUCUAUAAUACUAUUUGAAUUAUAUUUUACUGUUCUUCAGUAUUUACAUAUGUUCUUUGUAAUUAAUAAAAGAAUUAGAAAAUAUUAAAUUCAUGAGGGAGAAAAAUACAACAUUUAUAAGCAUUACUAUCUUAUGUCUUGCAAGUUUAAAUAAUAAUGCUUGAAAUUCUAUUCUUGCUUCAGUUAAGUAAAAUUUGAGAUAUUAACAUAAUAUUAAAUAUGCCAUAUCAUGUGAAUUUUUCAUGACCAAAAAAUAACAUAUCCCUUCCUUAAAAUCUGUGAAAGACCCAUGUUUUUUCAUAUUUAAGUGUGUCUGUGUAUAUUAUAAUGCAAGUUCUCAAUGCAUUGAUGCUUUUCAUUAUAUCAUAUAGAAAUACUCUCAUGCAACAUGCUAGUCAUUACUUCUGAAUAUUAUACAUUUUUUUUAUUUAAAAUGUGUGAAUUAAAAAAAAAAAGUUUGUUUUACAUACA
Messenger RNA from Argiope bruennichi, 4118 nucleotides. Its product is annotated as cartilage oligomeric matrix protein-like. Lineage: Eukaryota; Metazoa; Arthropoda; Arachnida; Araneae; Araneidae. The coding region runs from base 270 to 3437 and encodes 1055 amino acids. The transcript has 25 exons. The record is from RefSeq and is a predicted model, not a curated record. Gene Ontology annotation, cellular component: extracellular region. Gene Ontology annotation, biological process: cell adhesion. Gene Ontology annotation, molecular function: calcium ion binding.